This is a messenger RNA of Puccinia triticina, 996 nucleotides long. RefSeq lists its product as uncharacterized. The coding region runs from base 1 to 996 and encodes 331 amino acids. Gene Ontology annotation, biological process: XMP salvage; GMP salvage; hypoxanthine metabolic process. The record is from RefSeq and is a predicted model, not a curated record. Gene Ontology annotation, cellular component: cytoplasm. The transcript is spliced from 11 exons. NCBI's taxonomy places the organism in Eukaryota, Fungi, Basidiomycota, Pucciniomycetes, Pucciniales, Pucciniaceae. Gene Ontology annotation, molecular function: hypoxanthine phosphoribosyltransferase activity.
AUGAACACCGGCGGGGGGAUGGCUGCUCGGGUGAAAAUAGGUUGUUUCACAUCGGUUGGAAAUCUUUCUUGGAGCCCGAUGACGAGGCCAUUCAGGGAUCUCGAAGCGUGUCGGUCCGGAUUCAGACACCACCUGACGCAAAAAGAAGAAGAAAUAAUCAUGGUUUUACGUGAAGUUGUGUCGGCUGGGAGAGUUUCGGGGCCCGGGGCGCUUCGUCUUCCGAGCUCCGGCGCCGCAAAGUUUUUGAAACUCCGACAACUUGUGGUUCCUUUACCAACACCGAGUCACCUGCUUGAACCCAGCCCACACGCGUAUCCUACUUCCGCUACAAGCGACCAAACAAUGGCAUCUGACGACGGACAUGUUCGGGUGACCUAUGAGGAUAUCCACACGACUAUCGCUAACGCUUCUGCAACGAUCCGGGAUGAGUUCGGGCCCGAAAUUAUGAUCGCCAUUGGAGGCGGCGGGUUUUUUCCAGCGAGAGUAUUGCGGACGUUUCUGAAGGAUCCCAGCAAGAAAAACAUCCCGAUCCAGGCCAUCGGAUUGUCGUUGUAUGAGGAGCUGGGGACGAGCGACCAGGCCGACGGGCUGCCGACUACCGAGGAAAAAGUCGGCAAGGAAGUCGUCAGGACUCAAUGGCUUGACUUUACAACUCUAGGCCGGAACCCGCUUUUAGGCAAGAGGAUAUUGAUAGUCGACGAAGUAGACGACACCCGGACGACGCUCUCGUAUGCGAUCCACGAGCUGGAGAAAGACGUGCAGAGCCAGCUGGCUAAGCUCAGUGCGGCCGAACAGGCCCAGCUCCCGGCCACCCGAUUCGCCAUCUUUGUCGUCCACAACAAGGACAAACCGAAGGCGGCUAGCAUCCCCGGGCACAUCAAAUACUUCGCCGGCAAGACCGUCGGGGAUCUGUGGAUCGAUUAUCCAUGGGAAGCCAAGGAUAUUGAUGCCCAUAACAAGUUGGCCCAGGCGUCGGGCUCGCCAAAACUACCAUGA